CGCCAGCGCGUUCGAGGACUCGCUUCGCGCGAUCCGAGCGAGCGUUGCCCGCAUGGACGCCACGGUCCAAAUCUUUCAAGACGAGAUGGCCGACGCAGACGACAUGGUCCAGCUCAUUCGGCUGCGCUGCGCGCACGCCCAGGACGUGUUUGGACGACUUGUCCACACGAGCGCCCUCACGAUUCAACGCUGUCUGCGGGGCUUCUUUGGGCGACGGGUCUUUCGACGCUGCGUCUUUGAUCGGGCGGCGCGCGCCAUUCAGCGCAUGGUGCGGCACCGUCGCGCGCGGCGUCUCGCGCACUACACCGUCUUCAAAGCAACCAUGGCCAAUACGAUUCUCGGCCUCCGGACGUUCAACAAGUACAUGCGGGCGCACCCCGGAACGGAUCCGUCGAUCGUGUACGGCCAGAUCCGCGCGUCGAUCAAGAUCCAGCAGCGCUGGCGGGCUGCGUACCUCACCGUGCGCGCGCGGCACGCCGAGAUGGCCGCCGUGCAGCGAAAGGACCGCGUGCGGCAGCGCUUCCAGCGGUUCCUCUCUACGUUUGCGCUUGUCUACAACAUUGUCCGCUUUUGGCGCCGCGCCACGAUAUUUCAUUACUUUACAGUGCCGACCUACAAGGCAACGCGCCACAGCAUCCUCUCGGGGCUCCAGCACUGGCGUCACGUGGCUUUGUUUCGCCCGACGCGGCGCAGCGCAGUCUCGUUCCAGGGCUCGGACGCCUUCUCCAAGGCCGCCCGCGCCAUCCACGCCGGGUCGUCGUUUGGAAAAGAGCCCAAGGCGUGGUAUGCGCGGCACUCGGUGCGUAUGAUGGACGACCGUGGCCGGCGCAAGUCGACCUUUACACCGGUCGUCGAGACGGCCGAGCCGACGCUGCAACUGCAGUCGACAUGCCGCACGCUUUCGCUGCCUGGCACGAUCGCGCUUGGCGAGUGGCCCGGGCCUGAUGACAGUCACGACGUGCCGCUCAUCGUCGUCACAACCGCACGGCCCUCGGUGACGACCGUUCCGACUGAGUUUCACUUGUCGACUUCGCGCACCAAGCCGGCAAAGGACCCGGUUUCGCGGAGCGUCGCCCGCGAAAGACAAGUACAGUUUGCUCAAACCGUCAAGGACGCCAACCAGCGGCGCCGUCUCGCUGUCGUUGCAGCCAGAGCCAAGAAGGAGGUGGCCGCCAACGAAGAGCUCCGUGCUCGCCAAGCAAAGGCCGAAGCCGACAAGAUCCAGCGUGUCGAGCGCAUGAAGCAGCUCGAGAAUAACCUCGAGCAGCGCCGGCUUGCACGCCUUCGAGAGCAACAGCGGAAGCGAGAUGAAGAGGUUGCCGCUUCAAUGUGCUGA
Molecule: messenger RNA, 1336 nt
Organism: Saprolegnia parasitica CBS 223.65
Lineage: Eukaryota; Oomycota; Saprolegniomycetes; Saprolegniales; Saprolegniaceae
Exons: 9
Coding region: 53-1336 (427 amino acids)
Molecular function (GO): protein binding
Source: RefSeq, a predicted model, not a curated record